Molecule: messenger RNA, 590 nt
Organism: Photinus pyralis (common eastern firefly)
Lineage: Eukaryota; Metazoa; Arthropoda; Insecta; Coleoptera; Lampyridae
Exons: 3
Coding region: 162-461 (99 amino acids)
Source: RefSeq, a predicted model, not a curated record
UCAAAAUGAAAUUCCCGUAAAGGUCAUCAUAUAAACAACCCACCUGAUGAAAAUAAACAAGUUCAAAGCAUUAUAACAGUACCAGGACCUGAAAGUGAACAGUUACUAAUUUGCAUCUUUCCUUUCAAGAAUAUGUGACCAGUUCCUCAGUAACGCACAAAAUGUCAACACAGGCAAGAAUAUUCCUUUUCAUAGUGUGCGCCGUAGCGCUUAGUUACUGCAAAGACAUUGCUAUGGACCGACGGUAUUGCCCCAUAUGCGAUUCUUCAGUAUACGGUUACUGCUCGGAGAAGAUGUUCCACGAUUCCUGCUGUUGCAGUCCGCACAACGACUAUUAUCCGCUACCGUUCCAAUGCCAGUUUGCCGACUGCAGCUUUCUCCACGCGAACUCGUGCAAGGAGCACAGCCUCAUAGCGGGUUGCUGCUGUAUUGAUAAAUUAAACAUCUUCUUUAAACAAUAAUAAUUCUAAUAUUUUAUUUACAGUGGAGUCACAACGAUCAACUUAUAUACUCAUGCAUUUAACGCAAAUGAUUUAAAUAUAAUGACUAGAAUUUGUGUUAAUAUUUACAAUAAAAAUACUUUCGCGGAA